AUGUGCAGCAACGAGAGUCCACCCCCGGCGAAGGAGCCGCUGGCCGUCGGUCUGGGCAACCCUAUGGCCGGCUUCCUGCCCGGCCUCGAACACUACCGACUCCAAUUGUACCAUUACGCGAUGGCGGAGAGGUUAAGACUGGCCCAGCAACUGCAUCCCCAGCAUCCGGGGGUCGGUCAUCCGCCGUCCAGUGCUACAACUCACCUGGCGAUGAGUCCCGGAUUCCCGGCGCCGUUGCCUCUCUACCCGGCGGCCGCCGCCGCGGGCUACCCCAGCAGAUUGGCUCUGUCCAUGGCUCUGUUGCAUCCUCAUCAUCAGCGAAUACCGGAAGAACCGAAGCCCCAGCACAGCUACAUCGGUCUGAUCGCCAUGGCGAUCUUGUCCUCCCCGGAAAAGAAGCUGGUCCUCUCUGACAUUUAUCAGCACAUCCUCGAGCACUAUCCAUACUUUCGUACUCGCGGUCCCGGCUGGCGGAACUCCAUCAGGCAUAAUCUCUCUCUGAACGAUUGCUUCGUGAAGUCUGGCAGAAGCGCGAACGGAAAGGGCCACUAUUGGGCGAUCCACCCCGCGAAUCUCGAGGACUUCCGACGGGGAGACUUUCGCAGACGCAAGGCUCAGAGGAAGGUACGCAGGCACAUGGGGUUGGCGGUCGACGAGGAACCGGACAGUCCGAGUCCUCCGCCUCUGCCAGCCACGCCGCCCCCGCCGGCGACCCUCGGACCCGUUGCCUCGCAGCCCAUACCCGGCAUAUGGACGCCCCAUCACCAUCAUCCCCAUCACCAGCAACAGCAGCAACAACAACAAAGCCAACAGCAGUUCCAGAGCCAAUCUCUGCGACAAUCGUCGUUCCAACCGGCGAGAAAGAGGCAGUUCGACGUGGCGUCCCUCCUAGCGCCGGACGACCAGCACCAAAUCGAGUCCGAUCUCAGGCCGGUCAAGUCGAGGAGGUUCAGCUGCAGCGAGGACGAGCUCCACGAUCUACAGGAGCCCGACCAGGACGAGGAGGACGUGGACGUGGACGUGGUCGCCGAAACGAACGCUCUACCCUCGCCGAACACGCCGUCGGCCAGUCCGGACGCCAAAGUCAUCUCGUCCGACGGCCACUGGACCAACCAGGGCAUUCAGAACUCCAGUCCCCAGUUAGCUGGGUUACAUAUCCACAAUCAUUUGCAAGUCAGGAGUUACUACGUGUCCGCCGCCUCGAGUAACGGGUCCAGCGUCUAA
Colletes gigas is the source of this 1224-nucleotide messenger RNA. RefSeq names its product fork head domain-containing protein FD4-like (gene fd102C). Gene Ontology annotation, biological process: regulation of transcription by RNA polymerase II; anatomical structure morphogenesis; cell differentiation. The record is from RefSeq and is a predicted model, not a curated record. Lineage: Eukaryota; Metazoa; Arthropoda; Insecta; Hymenoptera; Colletidae. Gene Ontology annotation, molecular function: RNA polymerase II cis-regulatory region sequence-specific DNA binding; DNA-binding transcription factor activity, RNA polymerase II-specific. The coding region runs from base 1 to 1224 and encodes 407 amino acids. The transcript has a single exon.